Dibothriocephalus latus is the source of this 504-nucleotide messenger RNA. NCBI's taxonomy places the organism in Eukaryota, Metazoa, Platyhelminthes, Cestoda, Diphyllobothriidea, Diphyllobothriidae. The record is from the annotation of a GenBank genome assembly.
CCUUUUUAUUCGCAGGUCUCCCGGAACUUUGUGAAGGCAGUAACACUGCGUGAUGUGCACUGGCAUCCCUGGGAUACACGUGUGGUGACCUCGGGCCUCAACGGCUCUCUUACGUGUUGGGGCUAUCGCAAGAAUCAGGCCAAGCGAAAACCGCUACUGUUUACGCGUCGCACUAGUACCAACGUCACGCCACCCAUUGCAGCGGACCCUGCCGGUGGCCAACGUGUCGACACUGAGGACGGUGACGUCGAUGCGCCGGAUGACGACGACGCGGAGUCCAUGGAUGAGCAGUCAAGAUACUAUCAGUCGGAGUCGGGUAGACUGAAUUAUCGCGUUUGCUUGAACAGAGCAGGUUUCUCUUAUCGAUUUCCACGCCGACGUCCAGUCCCCGCCGUCUCCUACACUGAGGUGGUGUCUGACGUCUCGAGCACUACGACUACGACAACGUCAUCCGACGAGGAGGAGGACGACGGGGAGGCGGGGGAGGUCUCCAGAGCCGGUCCG